UGACAACACUCGAAGACACUUGCUUUCGGUUCAAAAGAUCUGAAGUCUUCUAUUGAUCCAGUCUCAGCCCGUAGAAAUACAUCUUCCAAAGCAUGAUUACACGCACUCAACUUUGUACAGUUCCUCCCGAUCUUGGAGCGAGCACUGGCGCCUUUGCAUUCGGCAAUUGUUUGGCCCAAAUUCCCAUGCCUCUCUCCCAUUCCUUUAUCCCGGAUCUUGUUGCUGUGUAAAGACCUCUUUGUAUGACAUAACGCCCCUUUCCGAAGAGUCCGUAUGGAAUGUUUAAUGCCACAGAGGUUUAAAAUAUCCCGAUAGGCUCUCUCACGAACAGCCUGGCAGGAUGUAUCUAUCUUUGAAUAACUCAACGCUACAGACGAUAAGAACCCAGGGAAUAUCCACAACCUCUGCAGACACCAGAGAUGAAGCUCAUCUUCAAACCGCAGCAUGUGCGUAACACCGUGAUUACAAAUGAGCAGGGACAUGUUCUGUACUCGACCUCGACCUCCUUCUCGUUCGAUACUCGCGUGACGGUCGUCAAGAAGCACGUCCCAAGCGAAUUCAAUAUUGGCAAAGUAGAAUCGUCAGAGAUCCUCGCAAAGAUCGAGUGGCAUACAUUUUCUUCGACUGUCAUCAAAUACAAUGGGAUGGAUUUGGUGACGUCUCAGUUCAUUCCAACUAAGGGGAUUACUGGACGGCGGCGUGUUUUCCAAGGUCCCGACGGACUGUCAUACAAGUGGAAGAUUGGCCCGGGCGAAUGCGUCCUCAUGCUCGGCGGCACGGAAGUGGCUCGGCAUCACCCGCUGAAGUUUAGUUUCAAGAAGACAGGACAUGAAGCGUACCUAGAGGUCUUUCCGCCAGUCGAGCAUAUGGUGGACCUGGUAGUGCUGACGUUCAUAUAUGUCGAAAAGCUGCGGCGGGGAUCUCAGGAGAGCCCUGGAACGGAUCGCGUCCAUGCACCGAUUGAACCGGCUAAUUAGCUUCAGCAUUAAAGGCUCAUGUGAUGAAGACGAUUGUAUGUCCCUCUUGAUGAUCACGUUUCUGUCUUC
Messenger RNA from Suillus clintonianus, 1046 nucleotides. RefSeq lists its product as uncharacterized. The transcript is spliced from 4 exons. The record is from RefSeq and is a predicted model, not a curated record. NCBI's taxonomy places the organism in Eukaryota, Fungi, Basidiomycota, Agaricomycetes, Boletales, Suillaceae. Bases 420 to 977 code for a protein of 185 amino acids.